Messenger RNA from Hemicordylus capensis (graceful crag lizard), 7843 nucleotides. It is a transcript of the gene CSNK1G1, whose product is annotated as casein kinase 1 gamma 1. Gene Ontology annotation, cellular component: plasma membrane; cytoplasm; nucleus. The record is from RefSeq and is a predicted model, not a curated record. The transcript is spliced from 14 exons. Bases 912 to 2342 code for a protein of 476 amino acids. NCBI's taxonomy places the organism in Eukaryota, Metazoa, Chordata, Lepidosauria, Squamata, Cordylidae. Gene Ontology annotation, molecular function: ATP binding; protein serine/threonine kinase activity. Gene Ontology annotation, biological process: signal transduction; positive regulation of canonical Wnt signaling pathway; endocytosis.
UCCGGAGCUUCUGAUACGGCGGCGGCUAGGGCGGGGUGUGCCCGCAGGAAGCGCUUCCGGGCUGGCCCGCUCCUCCCUUUAGAGUGCGAGCGGAGGCGGUGGGGGGGGGGGAAGUCAGUGGCCCGGGGUUCGCGCCCCCUUCCUGGUGGGGAGAAGCGGCUCCUUUCUCCGGACAGCAGGUGGCUGGGACGGAUGCCUGCUGACUGGCCCGUAGUGGCUCUUCCGCGCGCAGGCUGCUGCUCCGUCUUCCCCGCGCGAAGGGAGAGGGGCCGCGCCGCGCCGCCACAGGGCCGAGGCUGGCAUGCCCUGGCUGGCCCAGGCCGCUCGGUCUUCCCUUCGGCCGCUUCCUCCUCACAGGCUCGUCGGCGUCGUGUCGCGUGAAGGGAGCGCCCGCCGUCGCCUCUGAGGGGCCCCCGGCAGACUCGUUGCUUGCGCGCGCGCCCGGGGGCGGGGGGAGUCCUUAGCCGAGCCUCCCCCCGCCUUGAGAGCGGAGUCCUCUCGCCAUGCAAGGAGCAGGCGGCGGUGGCGGCGCUUCCGUCUCGCGGCGCUGGCGGGGUCAGGGCGGCUCGGGCUUUCCCUUUUUCCCGUGGUGGCGGCGGCAACCCGUUCUCGAGAUGCCCGGAGUCGGGACACACAACCGAAAUUGCUGAGCAGCUGCGAACGGCGAAGGAGCGGCCCAGAAGGGAGAUCUGACCAGUUGUAUAAGAUUUUCCUCUACCUCUUGGAGGACUCUGGACUCGCCCAUCAAGUGUUCGGUGGCAGUACAUAAAUAACCUGGAUAUGAUGCCAAAAGAUCUCCAAAUGAUUUUAUAGUUUAACCCAAUGAUUCUUCUGGAUAUAUAUUUCUUUCUUCAAAAAUAAGUGCACAGUCCAAAUCCUGCUUUCCAGCAGAUAUUUUUUAUUCUAAGAUCAUGGACCAACUUACUAGGGAGAAAGAUGAAAGGCAAAGAUCAGGAAAAGGAAAUCCAGGAAGAGGUUCCCGAGCAUCAAGUUCCAGUUCAGCCUCUGGUGGUAUUAUGGUUGGGCCUAAUUUCAAGGUUGGCAAGAAGAUAGGCUCUGGAAAUUUCGGAGAGCUCAGGUUAGGCAAAAAUAUUUUCACAAAUGAGUACGUAGCAAUCAAACUGGAGCCAUUAAAAUCCCGUGCCCCACAGCUGCAUUUAGAGUAUAGGUUUUAUAAACACAUUGGCUGUACAGUUGAGGGCUUCCCCCGGGUAUUUUACUAUGGGCCCUGUGGAAAGCAGCACAACGCCAUGGUACUUGAGCUCCUUGGCCCAAGUUUGGAGGACUUGUUUGACCUCUGUGAUAGAACAUUCACUCUGAAGACUGUCUUAAUGAUAGCCAUCCAGCUGAUCACUCGAAUGGAAUUUGUGCACUCAAAGAAUCUUAUUUAUCGGGAUGUCAAGCCAGAGAACUUCCUUAUUGGCCGGCAAGGAAAUAAGAAAGAACAUGUCAUUCACAUAAUAGAUUUUGGGUUGGCCAAGGAGUAUAUUGAUCCUGAAACGCAAAAACACAUUCCUUAUAGGGAGCACAAAAGCCUAACUGGAACAGCAAGAUACAUGUCCAUCAACACACAUCUUGGCAAAGAGCAAAGUCGGCGAGAUGACUUGGAAGCCCUUGGCCAUAUGUUCAUGUAUUUCCUUCGAGGCAGUUUGCCAUGGCAAGGCCUUAAGGCUCUGAGGAAGGGGACUUCCUGCUUCUGGGAUGUCCCUCUGCUCAUGUCAAGAAAGGAGAUUUUCCAGGCUGAUACACUAAAAGAGAGAUACCAGAAGAUUGGGGACACAAAGAGGAAUACUCCGAUUGAUGUUCUCUGUGAGAACUUUCCAGAGGAGAUGGCCGCUUAUCUUCGUUAUGUCAGACGAUUAGACUUCUUUGAGAGACCAGACUAUGAUUACCUACGAACAAUCUUCACAGAGUUAUUUGAAAAGCGAGGAUACACCUUUGAUUAUGCCUAUGACUGGGUUGGCAGGCCAAUUCCCACUCCAGUGGGGCCCAUGCAUGUAGAAUCUGGACCAUCAAUAGCUCGAGAAGCCCAUGUACACAGGGAUCGAUCAUCAUUGCAGCCUCCUCGACAACAGACUAUAGAACGCCGAGGAGACUGGGAUAUACCACCAGUGCGGCAGGCCAACGCCUUGUUCCUAUCAUCUCACUUGACUUCAGAGCGGCAUGGGGGAUCAGUGCAGGUGGUAAGCUCAACAAAUGGUGAGUUGAACAUUGAAGAGCCAACAGAAGCACCCUCCAGUACACAAAUUGCAGCGCGGGCUGAAGUGGAAGUAGUGGAGGAAGCUAAGUGCUGCUGCUUCUAUAAGAGGAAAAGGAGGAACUCUUCCCAGCGCCAGAAAUGACAGGUGUCUCCUUGAGAUCUUUGGGGGACUUUGUUUACCGGCUGUUCCUGCCACGUCUUAUUGAAUGGGGCUUCUCUUGGGGAGAGGAGAAGAAACAAGGGACAUUUGAAACCAAAAAGAGAGAGGAGAGGGGAAAUUCCAAAAUAAACACUCAGGUGGAUUAUCUAAAUGGUCUCCCUUCCUCACUCCACGCCUGAGGCUCCUUUUGGAAUUAGGAUUGCAUCCUCCCAGGCCUUGGUUGCCCUUGUCGGAAGGCUGGCUGGCUACCUUCCUCUCUCUACAACAGUUCAGUCAAGGGGGCAUUCCUGGCGAAUGUGCAUCGUUCCUGCUCCCUCUCUCUUGCUUCUCCUACAUGCUUUUUCAGCCAACAGGAGGGGCUCUAUCGUCUGUGGGAUCAACGUGGUGGAGAGAGAGAGAAAAAGAGGGAGGAUGCUCUCAUGGGGGCACAGCUCCUCUUUGUCCAAAUGGCUUGGUUUAGGCUGCCCCACCAGCAGCUUGGACCUGAUCCUCCUUAAUUGCCCUCUGACAAAUUCCAUGGUAGUAAGCAAAAGGCAAGAGAAUUGCAAUUUACUUUUCUAGUUGCCUUGAUCUACUGGUUUCUAUGACAUUUCUUUUCUCAGAAUGGUUACAGAGAAGUGUCUUGUUGUUCUAAAGGAACUGUUGAUGUUGCACUUUUUAAUUAUUUUUAGCAUUUUUGUAUGCAUAUACUGUGUUUGGUUACCCUCCCGCUCAUGGGUAUGAAUGAUGCCUAAAUCACACAUGUUCAGCGCUUAUAUUUAGGUGCAAAGCCUCUCCUUAGUCUGUCCGACACAUUUGGAAUUCCCCAGGACUGCUCUGGAGUUCCUAAGACCCCACUGUUGGUUGUGCACUGAAGCUUACUUGAAUUUUCAGCUGCCCUUUUCCAGCUGUCAAUAAACACCCCUCUUGUGUUUUUUCCCCCCAUGGUGCCUGACCCUUAUCUGCUCGGAAGGGGAAGUCUUUCUGCUGGCAGGAGGGAGAGAUCAGCUGGGCUGAUCUCUGGAUAGGUCAGGGAAAUGCAAACACAGACUACCCUAAGUGAAAUGGGGGGGGGGAAAUUAGGCAUUUUGUAUAGCUGUUAAAGGGAGCAAAGCUAUUUCAUCAGGGAGAGGACAUUGCCACUGCCUUAGACUAUAUCUUUCAUCAGACCCUGCAAAGGUUUCAAGCCGCUGGUACAGGUUGUAAGACCUCGAAGGCACCAGCAGAGCAGUUGGUGUGCAUUAACCUGUAGUUCUUCCAGACGAGGCUUUUUAAAAACAUACCCCAGGAAAUGGACUUGGGAUGCUCCACAUUCACUCAACAUCUUGUACUCCAAGGCAGAGAUUGUGAACAUUUCACAGUGUUUCUUUGAGAAUGGCUUGAGAGGAAUAUUGAGAACUGAGCCAGAGAGGGCAGAGCUCCAUAUGCUCUGCUUACUAGUUCAGAGUGCUUUGCAAAUAUGUACAUUACAGGGCUUCCGGUAAUGGGGCUUCUGGGCUCACCUUCUGAAAUGUGUCCCAUCUCCUCCUAAAUGACAAUGUAAUGUUUGAGUUUGCUCUGUAACACUUCUGGUUCUUUCAGAGGUUGUUGCCAUGAGCGGGACAGUCUGACUUGUUGACAGGAGAAGCAACUCUUCUGCCGUGUCUGUUUUGGCUCCUGUGACUUUUUUCCCCUUCAGUUUCUGUAGUUUUUUCUCCUCCUAGAUUUCAGCAUCUCACUUUUAAUAUAAAGGAAGCUGCCAUUGCUGAGUUCUGGGCUGCUUUUUCUCUCUCCCCUGUAUCCUUGCUCUUUGCCCACGAGCUACUAGGCCUGAAGGCUUGUGUGUCCAGUGUUUCUGUUCUGCAAGUUGCCUUUUCAUUGUGUUUGGAAUGCAGGAACUCUUUAUCUUUAGCCAUUGAUAAGAAAGGGAGGGGAUUAACUCCUCCUCCUCCUCCAUUGCCCACUUCUCCUAAUGAGUAACUCUCACCACUUGAAUGUUUUCGAUGACACUUAUUAAAAUUAUCCAUUCUGCCCACACUUGUGAUAGAAAAUUGUGGUCUGAUCUCUUGUGAAGAAGAGAGAUAGGAACUUGCAAAAUGAAAUCCAUCUCUACGUUUCCCAGUUCUGCCAAAUGCCCAACACUCUUCAUUCCAAUGUGUAACUCUGUUCCACUCUACUAAGCAUUCUAGUUCUUUUCCAUCCUAGAGCAACAGUCUGAAAAAGGGAAUCUGCUAUAAAUGCUGCUUUUUUGGUGGAAAAAUAUUAAUAUGUUUCAUUGGAACCCUUUGUGGUGCAGAGCUUAGGUAAGGUUACUUGAAAGCUGUUUUGUUUUUGAUAUACUUCUCUGUUGCUCUGGAGGUCUUCCUUACAAAUUAAAAAUGUGUAAUACGUAGGCAGGGGAAAUCAUGUGCUCUAAAGCAGGCUGAUAAAUAUCCAAACUCUAUUUUGCAUUCUUAUUCAAGCCUCUUCAGAGUGCAAAUACUUUUAAGACAUCACUAUCAUUGUAUGGAUACUUCUAGAACUUCAGAGUAAACUCUACUAAAUGGGCUCAAGAUAAGAACUACAAAAACCCAGUUCUAGCUUGGAUUAUUUCCAAGGCUGUCUUCUCUACAGCGAGUUUACGUCCCAGCUAAUGAACAGCUGCAUGAAGGUAGAGAAUACCUGGUCCUUUUCACAAAACCCCCCUUUUAGAAUCUUGACAUAAGACCUGGGUCUGUAACUCUAGAGAAAUGGCUAGCAAUGAGAUAAAGCCGCUUUCAGGUCUGUUGUGCUUCUCUCUGAGAAAUGUCUUUUCUAGAGGAGAGUCAAUUAUAAACAUGGUUUUCUUUCAUUUCAUUUUUCACUAUUUUAUGGUGAGCUGCUUUGAAGAGAAUUCUACAGCCAACUCUGUUCCAACUGAAUGCCCAUCUUGGCAAGAAGAAGCUGGCAUUGCUUUGGAGACUUACACUCAAAGCCGCAAGAUGUAACAUCAUGUGGAAUCUUAUUCUUUUCUCAUUCCUCAGACAAUAGAUAUUUUGUGACCCCCACCUUGCCCACUAUUUUGUCCUUCCUCAGAUCUUAAUAAAACUAUAUCACCUGCUGAACUGAGAGGGUUGUCUUGCUUCCAGAGUCCUGUCUGAGUCAUCUGCUAGUUGACCCCUCAUGUUUUCUGACUCUGUGAGACUAUAUACCAUUUGUUAUAGGAGAUGACAAUGUUGGCUCUACCUUGUUAGCUCGACACUGGACCUUUAAGUGCUUCUUCAGCAUUCAGUUGCACUUAGACAGAAGUCUGAGAUGGGCCCUGUUUACAGAACCCCUAAUAUUUGGGUCUUUAAAUGACCUGUCUAAUGGCUGUGAUCAUAACUUUGCUAGUCAACUAUUGGCUUUCGUUUUGGGUGGGAGGGAUUGAAGUUGCUCCUUUCUCUUAAUCUCUCAAAUAACUCUGAUGUAAUGCCAGACAGGAGUCAUUCUCAGAGUUCCAAAAUUCCUAAGCCCAUGGAAAUCUUGCCCUCCUUCCAAUGUUCAGCCUUAAUCUCAUUUUUUUAAAAAAUCAUUAAAUGGCUUCCAAAAAUAUUGUUUCCAACCCAAGGUUUCUUGCUCUUUUGAAGUGCCCUGGCCAACAUCCUUCUAAUGCAAGCCAUGCAGCCUUGAACCAAAUCUUUCCUCCUCUGUAGUUUACGAUAACUUGCAGGUAUGGAGGAAUAAACUCUUAUUUUCCCUUUGAGGAGCGGAACUUUUUACAGAGGUCCACAUGCCUGCAUUUCCUGAGGUUUUGGGAGUGGUGAUUUGAAGCUGAAGGGAAAGUGAGGAUGCCACAGUGAGUGUUCCUCCGAAUUGUAUGUACAUUGGAGGCAAUGUUGCUUCCAGUGAUACAUGACAUGUGAGUGGCCAACUGCAAAUCUGCAAGUACGAAGCUAAAAUCCAUGCUUUCUCAAUAAUAAUGCUAAGGCUUCACAGCAAACAAAUAAUAGAAUUACAUGGUUUUCUGCGUUGUUUACUAGGCCUCAAAGAAAGUACCAAUGUUGGUUUAGGGAGCUAGUUUUCAGUCUGUUUUGAGCCUCAGUAAUUGAGGAAUGAGAGCACUUCCUUUUUUGUAGGGCUUGGUGUUUGAAUGGCUAUCAGUUAAGGGGCCUAAGAUUCUCGGCAUACUUUGUCUUGGCUGCUUUUAAAAGCUGUGUGGUGUUUAUGCAUAUCCCAGUAAGUCAGGGUUUCUUAUACUUGGGCCUCCAGAUGGUGUUGGCCUACAGCAGGCUGAUAAAUAUCAUCCCAAACCACAAUGGCCUCAUAUGGCUGAAGGUGAUGGGAGUUGUAGGCCAACAUUACCUAGGGACCCAAGAUUGAGAAACCCUGUGUAAGUGAUGGGAAUGGAUCUGAUUUCUCAAAACUCCCUUUAAUAUAUGCACUGGAAAUGAAGUGGAGAAUCCUAAGAUCUAGUCAAAUUGUAACACACACACUCUAUAUUAACAUCUGAAAAAAUACUUCAGUCAUUGUAUGCAGCUGUAUAAAGCCAGGCCUGGAGUCUGAGGUUGAACAACAGAUGCUUUUGUAUGUUUCUUUUUAAAAAUAUAUAUAUUAUUAUGAACUCCUGUUGUGAAGACACUUGGUUUAUGCACACACACACUCUUUUUUGUCACCUCACAGUAGCAACCUGUCUUUCAGCACCUCGCAGGGAUUUAAUUUUGACUUGUUACCCUAGAAUCCUGCACCUGCAGAGAGUGUGGCUUCUGAGAUGACUGGGUACACACUUGCACACUGAGCAGGUAUUUUGGUUAUUUUAAGUCUGUCUCAGGAAAAUUAUCAUUUUUUCCCUUUAAUGCUAUUCCAAAAUGCGUAACUGCUGCAAGGUGUAUGCCACCCUGCAAAACCUGGAACAGGUGAUCUUCACAUUAGAAAGCAACUUGGUACUGAUGAAGUCUGUCCGUGCAAUGACCCUGCAGAGUGAAUGGUCAGUUUGGGGCAUGUGGACCAUACCAAAUAUUGCAUCUUCCCCAGACAGGGAAAUCACAGUUAAGUGGCUUGUUCCCUUUGGAAACCUUGCAAUGUAUAAUUUAUUAUGUCUUGUUUCUUUAAUGUAGGCCUCUUGUGCUUUUAAAAAUCGGGUGAUUGGGAUAAUGAAUGCAACUCUUGUUACUGUAAAAAAUCAGCUGUGAAUCUUUUUUUAAGUAUUGUGUGCACAUGUCUUGUUAAAAUGCCUUUUGAUUUUUAAUCUUUUAUUUUAAACAUGUAAUGCAAUGUUUUGAUUCAUAUAAUCCUGGCACUGCUUUUGGAACUUGGCAGUGAACAUGAAACUUAGUAUUUUUAAUAUGAAUGUCAAUUUCACAUGUGUUUGAAAUGGUUCAACCAGGAUAAGGGCUUACUUCUACCAUGCAAGCAGCUCCCCUGGCACCUGUUGGAUUUCACGUAGCCAGAAAUUGGGUUCUGCUUCUGAUCUUUCUGAUGUGCCUGUUUUAAUGGGACAUUGCAAGAAACGUUGUGUACCUUAAAUACUCCCUUUCCCCUAUUUACACCCUUCAGUGUACAAUAAAAUAUCAAAUUUGCUCUGUUCA